Messenger RNA from Ilex paraguariensis (yerba mate), 1259 nucleotides. The record is from the annotation of a GenBank genome assembly. Lineage: Eukaryota; Viridiplantae; Streptophyta; Magnoliopsida; Aquifoliales; Aquifoliaceae.
CAACCCCAUCACUCCCACUGUUCAUACUGCAUCUAUAAAACACUAAAUAAUAUCACCCUACAUCUUACAUCUAAGUCCCCAGCUCUCUCAACAACCAAGAACCAAAGAGAGAGAAACAAGAAGUUUAGAGAGAGAUGAGAACCAGUAACCAUUUGAUAGGUGCACUGAACUUCCUAACCUUCCUGCUAUCAAUCCCAAUACUGGGUGGUGGAAUAUGGCUAAGCGGCAGAGCCAACAACACAGACUGUCUCAAGUUCCUCCAGUGGCCUCUCAUCGUCAUCGGAGUCGCCAUCAUGGUGGUCUCACUCGCGGGCUUCGCCGGCGCGUGUUACCGGAACAUCUUCCUCAUGUACUUCUACUUGUGGGCCAUGUUCGUCAUCAUAGCUGCCCUAAUAGGGUUCGUGAUCUUCGCCUAUGUCGUGACUGAUAAAGGGUCGGACCGGGUCGUGCCGGGCCGGGUCUACCGCGAGUACUACUUGGCGGACUACUCUGGGUGGCUGGAGAAGCGCGUGGCGAGUGACAGUAAUUGGAGGAAGAUCAGUUCUUGUAUUAGAGACUCUCAUGUGUGUCCUAAGUUGAGGAGGAUGACCGGUGGGUUCCCUGAGGCUGCUGAAGCGUUUUACCGCAGAAAACUCAAUCCUGUUCAGUCUGGGUGUUGCAAGCCCCCGACAUCCUGCGGCUAUACAUACGUAAACGAGACGGGCUGGAACCCCGUAGGAGGGAUGGGAGGAACCAACCUCGAUUGCCUCCAGUGGAGCAAUGAUCAAGAACAACUGUGUUAUUCUUGCAACUCGUGCAAAGCUGGUGUACUGGCCAGCCUGAAGAAGAGUUGGAGAAAGGUCUCUGUGAUCAAUAUUGUAAUUGUGAUCAUCCUGGUCAUUGUUUAUGUGGUUGCCUGUGCAGCAUUUAGGCACACCAAACGUAUCGACAACGAUGAACCUUAUGGCGAGACCCGAAUGGAGAAGGCACAGCCUAGCAGGCUACAUUUCUAAGAAGGAUGUUAUAAAACUGAGAAUUAGAACUCAAAUUCGAAAAAACCUUAUAUAGUUAUCUGGAUAAUGUAUCUGACUAUGGGAGGUUCUGUGUCUUAUUCUGAAGGGUUGACUUGUUUUACUCUGUAGGAUGUGAGGAAUCUUUCCUGGUGAUUUUCGUUUUGAAGGUAGAUUGGGUGUAUAUUUUGUUCUGAUUGUGUUGUAUUUUCACUUCACUCAGAAAUUUACAUGUUGCCUAUGAUAUGAUGUUGAAGCUUUGAUUGCAAU